This is a messenger RNA of Aureobasidium musti, 1074 nucleotides long. The record is from the annotation of a GenBank genome assembly. NCBI's taxonomy places the organism in Eukaryota, Fungi, Ascomycota, Dothideomycetes, Dothideales, Saccotheciaceae.
CUGCGCGACCAACUCAUCGCUGCUCAAAACAACCAUGCCCUUCCUCAACCACAGCAACCUCAACACCAUGCGCAGCCUACCAACUCCUACCCCGCUCACCAGUCUCACCAACAACCUCAACACCAUCAUCACCACGAUCCAGUCAUGGCCAUCCAACCAUAUGGCAUGACCCAUGACAGUCCUGAUCUGAGCCAUCCUCAUGCCGACCCCGCCGAUGCCAAUGCACAAGGUCCUGCUGCUGGAAAGAAGGGACGAGCCCAGCGCGAGCUUUCUAACACAAAGCGUGCUGCUCAGAACCGUGCCGCCCAGCGUGCCUUCCGUUUGCGCAAGGAGCAGCACAUCAACAAGCUUGAAGAUGACCUGAAGCAAUAUCUAGUCAUGGAGGAGAACUUCAAGACUCUCCAGCAUGAGAACUUGGCUUUGAGAAACUAUAUCUCUCUUUUGCAGUCCAAGAUGACGGAUCAGAACAUUGAGUUCCCGCCUGCCCCUGAGCAGGGCCCUAUGCGAUCUGCCUCAAUCUCGGACAACCAGCCUUUGCACCAGCAUCAGGAACAAGAACCUGUCUAUCAACCUGUGCCCGACCAGCAACCUGCUCAGCAUGAUCAGCACAGUCAUGGCCCAUCGCCUAAUGUCUAUCCUCAAUCCACUCCUGAUCAGCAUCACCACCAACACGAGCCUCCUGCCAAUGCUCAGCCUACCCACCACGAGCCUCCCAUCAGCUCCAGGCCGCUGCCGCUCAAGCAGGUAGUAUCGAUCGUCCACGUUCUCCACCUCAAGCACAGCAUGAUCAUCAUCAGCAAUCUCAUCCUCAGGACCCUCAAUACGUGCGCGCCAGUGAGUAUCCUGCUCACAAACGUCCUAGACUUGAUUCACCUUCACAUCAGACGCAAUGCGUUCGGCGACUCGCCAGACGGAUUCGUUGAUCUGACCCACUUGAAUCAGAAGUCAGAGUCUUCCAUCAACUUCGAUGAGCUAUUUGGCGAGGAUGUUCCAGACGAAGGCUGCGGAAUCGGCUUGCCUUCAGGUGCUUUGGCAAUCAACGAUCAGUGUGAAUCACUGGCUAACUGGGAUUUU